Molecule: messenger RNA, 1146 nt
Organism: Hippopotamus amphibius kiboko
Lineage: Eukaryota; Metazoa; Chordata; Mammalia; Artiodactyla; Hippopotamidae
Product: pregnancy-associated glycoprotein 2-like
Exons: 9
Coding region: 1-1146 (381 amino acids)
Biological process (GO): proteolysis
Molecular function (GO): aspartic-type endopeptidase activity
Source: RefSeq, a predicted model, not a curated record
AUGAAGUGGUUUGGAAUCCUUGUGCUGCUGACCCUCUCAGAGUGCCUAGUCAUAAUCCCCUUAACGAAGAUCAACACCUUGCGAGAAAUCCGCAGAGAGAAAAACCUGCUGAUAAAUUUCCUGGAGAGGAACAUGGAUAACAGGUCCCAGAGUGAAAUUGAUGACCCAAAAAUUUCUCUUCACCCCCUGAGGAACCACAUGAAUCUGCUCUACUUCGGAAACAUCACCAUUGGAACGCCCCCUCAGGAGUUCAGGGUCCUCUUUGACACAGGCUCAUCUGACUUGUGGGUGUUCUCCAUCUACUGCACCAGCCCCGCCUGCCGUGCAAACAAGCUCUUCAACCCUCACUUGUCCACCACCUUCCAGCAUACAUGCAAGUUCUUCAAACACAUAUAUGCCACUGGGACGACUGUUGGAUCUCUUGGCUAUGACACCGUCCGGAUCGGGAACCUUGUCAACCUGGGCCAGGCAUUUGAAUUGAACAAGUGGCAGACUGGGUACGAACAUAAACCCUAUGAUGGCAUCCUGGGCCUGGCUUACCCCAGCCUCGCCAUUGAAAACACGACACCUGUCUUUGACAACUUGAAGACACAAGGCGUUAUUUCUCAGCCUGUCUUUGCCUUCUACUUAAGCGAUGGGAAGGAGAAUGGCAGCCUGGUGAUGUUUGGCGGGGUGGACCACAGCUACCACAAAGGACAGCUCAAGUGGAUACCAGUGUCCAAAACCAAGUAUUGGCAGAUAACCAUGGACCGCAUCUCCAUGGAUGGAAUGACUGUUGGUUGUUUCAAUGGCUGCCAGGCCAUUCUGGAUACUGGGACCACCUCGCUGAUUGGCCCAACUAGACUGAUCAGCAACAUCCUGAAGCUCAUCAAAAGCAAACGUUUUCAGCAAGAGCAUGUGGUUCCAUGUAGCUCUGUCACUCAACUGCCUACCCUCAUCCUCAACAUCAACGGCACUGACUACCCAGUGCCCGCUCAAGCCUACAUUUGGAAGAGUCCUCAGGGCUUCUGUCUCAGCAACUUUCAAGGGGAACCACAGCACUCGAAUAAGCCAGAGACCUGGACCCUUGGUGUCAUCUUCCUGAGACAGUAUUUCUCAGUUUAUGAUCGGGGAAACAACAGGAUUGGCCUGGCUCCUGCAGUAUAA